This is a messenger RNA of Prunus avium (sweet cherry), 366 nucleotides long. The record is from RefSeq and is a predicted model, not a curated record. NCBI's taxonomy places the organism in Eukaryota, Viridiplantae, Streptophyta, Magnoliopsida, Rosales, Rosaceae.
AUGGUUGUGACUUUUGGCCCUACUGGACUAACCACUGAAGUUAAAUAUGUGGAGAUGCACUAUGUCGAUUGCUACACCUGCCACAUUGCUAUCAAGUUCGCUAAACUCCUGACCAAGAUUGACAUGCGAUCUGGUAAGGAGCUUGAGAAAAAGCCCAAGUUCUUGAAGAACGGUGAUGCAUGGCUUAUUAAUAUGAUUCCCACCAAGCCCAUGGUGGUUGAGACUUUCUCAGAGUAUCCUCCACUUGGUCGAUUUGCUAUGAGGGACAUGCGUCAGACUAUGGCCGUGGGAGUCAUCAAGAAUGUGGAUAAGAAGGAUCCUACCGGAGCCAAGGUCACCAAGUAUGCAACCAAGAAAGGCAAAUGA